CACCUGGCAUCUGCAACUUUUUUUUCCCAUCUUCUCUUCUGCCUCCAACCCAAAAUCUAUAUUCUCGGAUAUUUUUUUUGCUUCUCUUCUUUCCACUCGUCUCACCAAUUCUUGUCUAGGAGCAAUUGUUCAUCAUGUCUACCUUCUACAUCGAGAACAAAAACGUCGGCAACCAGGCCGACUCAGAAGAUUGGCGAAUUCGCGGCUACAACCCUCUAACACCGCCCGAUCUGCUACAGCAUGAGAUCCCACAGACGGCCGAGUCCAAGAAGGCAGUCAUUGACGGCCGCAAUGAGGCUGUAGCCAUUGUCAAUGGCAAGGACCCCAAGCACCGAUUGCUCAUUGUCGUGGGCCCCUGUUCGAUCCACGACCCUGAAGCUGCUCUCGCCUACUGCGAUCUGCUCCUCAAGGCCAAAGAGAAGCAUAAAGACGAGUUGCUCAUCGUGAUGCGCUCGUACCUCGAGAAGCCUCGCACCACGGUCGGUUGGAAGGGUCUCAUCAACGACCCAGAUAUCGAUGGUAGCUUCAAGAUCAACAAGGGACUGCGAUUGUCGCGCCAGCUCUUUGUCGACCUGACUAGCAAGGGCAUGCCUAUUGCAAGCGAGAUGCUGGAUACCAUCUCUCCUCAGUUCCUCGCUGAUUUGCUCAGCGUUGGUGCCGUUGGUGCGCGUACAACGGAGAGCCAGCUGCACCGUGAACUGGCGAGUGGCUUGAGUUUCCCCGUCGGCUUCAAGAAUGGAACCGAUGGUUCUCUUGGUGUCGCCAUCGAUGCCAUGGGCGCUGUCAAGCACCCUCACCACUUCCUUUCCGUCACCAAGCCCGGAGUUGUCGCCAUUGUCGGUACAACGGGUAACGAUGACUGCUUCGUUAUUCUGCGAGGUGGCACCAAGGGCACCAACUACGAUGCUGAGAGUAUCGCUGAAGCUAAAGCCGCUCUCGACAAGAAGGGAGCGCCUCCCAGAUUGAUGGUCGACUGCAGUCACGGCAACUCUCUAAAGAACCACAAGAACCAGCCCAAGGUUGCGAGUGUUGUGGCUGAGCAGGUGGCCAAGGGCGAGACGGCCAUCAUGGGGCUUAUGAUUGAGAGCAACAUUGAUGAAGGCAACCAAAAGGUACCUGAGGAGGGCAAAUCCGGGCUCAAGUAUGGCGUCAGUAUUACAGAUGCCUGCAUCAACUGGGCGGAUACAGAGGAGGUACUUGACAAUCUGGCUGAGUCUGUCAAGCAGAGAAGAAAAGUCCUGGGAGUGGAAAUCUAAGCUUGAAUAGCGCAAGUUGGUUCCAACAUCUCGGCUUAACAAGCCAAUUGGUUGUUUGCCACCAUGAUACCAGUGUAUAUGGAAUUGCUGGCUAUGCGCAAACAUGAUAUACUGGAUUCUACUUUUUCUUAUAUUUUGCUGUGCUUGAAAGAGAGCUAGAUAUGGGUUGCAUUUAUAACGCUCUCCGGGCGUGUACAUAUAGGAUUAGCAAAAAGUUUGUAAAAUACUUCUUCUAGGCAUAGGUACGGAAGCCAGUUCGAACAUGGAAAGAUGGGUUGAUAUGUGGCCUUUUCAAAAAGCG
Messenger RNA from Trichoderma atroviride IMI 206040, 1557 nucleotides. RefSeq lists its product as uncharacterized. Gene Ontology annotation, cellular component: cytoplasm. Gene Ontology annotation, biological process: aromatic amino acid biosynthetic process. Gene Ontology annotation, molecular function: 3-deoxy-7-phosphoheptulonate synthase activity. The record is from RefSeq and is a predicted model, not a curated record. Lineage: Eukaryota; Fungi; Ascomycota; Sordariomycetes; Hypocreales; Hypocreaceae.